CCGCGUGAUCUUUAACGCUUCUAAAAGAGAAGUUUUCACCAUGAAUAAUGGAUAUAAAUCAAUGCAGAGGGAACUACAAGCUCAGGGGGAAAUUCAGAGGUAAGUAAAGUGUUGAGCUGGAACCAAACAACUCGCUUCGGCUAGAAUAUUUGCUGGAGCUUGUCCAGUACUUUAAUGUAAUUUAACAGAACAAUAACUGAUGUGUUCCACAGCAUGAAACAUGAGCUGACUGCGAAGAAGCUGAAGGACGUCAAGUUGUUGAUCACUGCAGGUCCGAGAGAGAAGUUCACAGCAUCAGAGCUGGAGGUGCUGAAGCACUACCUGGAUGGAGGAGGAAACGUCCUGGUCAUGCUCGGUGAAGGAGGAGAAAUCAAAUAUGACACUAACAUCAACUUUCUCCUGGAGGAGUUUGGAAUACUGGUCAACAAUGAUGCUGUUGUGAGGAAUGUGUAUUACAAAUACUUCCACCCUAAGGAGGCGCUUGUGUCCAAUGGUGUAUUGAACAGAGAGAUCAGUCGGGCUGCUGGCAAAGUGGUCACAGGAAUCAUGGAAGAUGAACAUGUUGGGAACAAUGCACAGGCUCUGACAUUUGUGUACCCAUACGGUGCCACACUAAAUGUGAUGAAGCCGGCCAUGCCAGUUCUUUCUACUGGUUCAGACUGCUUCCCCCUCAACAGGCCGGUUUUGGCCUUCUAUCAAGGAAAGGAGGCUGGCAAACUGGUUGUGCUGGGUUCGUGCCACAUGUUCAGUGACCAAUACAUCGACAAAGAAGAGAACAGUAAAAUCAUGGAUGUCAUGCUCCAGUGGCUCAUGACUGACAACAUCCAGCUGAAUCAGAUUGAUGCAGAACACCCAGAGAUAACAGAUUACACCAUGUUGCCAGACACAGGGUUCUUGUCAGAGCAGCUCAGAGUGUGUUUACCAGAGGAUGACGUAGAACCCAGGGACUUCACCUCUCUCUUUGACAUGUCUUUGUUAAAUUUUUCACCUGACACCUCACCCCAAGUCAUCAGCGCCUACAAACAGCUUCGUGUCAGAGUCGAGCCACUUGAGCGGAUCACACCACAGUUUGAGAUUCUGCCUGAGCUUGAACCUGCUGUACAGUCGAAGACCAUAAGUUGUUCGCAAACUUCUUGAUGUGAUUCCAAACUGAGAUCAAGAUCAGAGGGAUUCCAAGCAUACCUUUAGAACACAUUUACCUCCAGGUUGAAGAGUUCCUUGCACAACAUCGUCAAUGAGGCAUGAAUGGCUCCGGUGUCAGUGGAUUGUUAUUCAUAAUUUUAAACUCUGCCUUUUCAACAUACAGGUUCAACAGUAGAAUAUAAUUCAACAAUAUGGUACUUUUGUGUUUUGAAUAAACACAUGUAUAUGAUGUUUAUAAUAUCUGUUUUGUAUUCAAUUGUGGAAAAACAUACUUUUAUUUAAAUUUUCAAAUAUUUAAAAACAUCUUGUUUUAGACUAACAAGUCUGCAUGAGUCCUCACCCAUGGA
Molecule: messenger RNA, 1490 nt
Organism: Pleuronectes platessa (European plaice)
Lineage: Eukaryota; Metazoa; Chordata; Actinopteri; Pleuronectiformes; Pleuronectidae
Product: intraflagellar transport protein 52 homolog
Exons: 10
Coding region: 214-1137 (307 amino acids)
Biological process (GO): intraciliary transport; cilium assembly
Cellular component (GO): cilium; centriole; intraciliary transport particle B
Source: RefSeq, a predicted model, not a curated record